Amphiprion ocellaris (clown anemonefish) is the source of this 7278-nucleotide messenger RNA. It is a transcript of the gene zic6, whose product is annotated as zic family member 6. NCBI's taxonomy places the organism in Eukaryota, Metazoa, Chordata, Actinopteri, Pomacentridae. Gene Ontology annotation, biological process: regulation of transcription by RNA polymerase II; central nervous system development. Bases 4797 to 6389 code for a protein of 530 amino acids. Gene Ontology annotation, molecular function: RNA polymerase II cis-regulatory region sequence-specific DNA binding; DNA-binding transcription factor activity, RNA polymerase II-specific. The record is from RefSeq and is a predicted model, not a curated record. The transcript is spliced from 2 exons. Gene Ontology annotation, cellular component: nucleus.
UUUUUUAUUGCAGAUGGAGUGUAAAAUCUUUAAUGAUAAUUUAAAUUUAACCGUAAUGCAAUGUGCUAAAUAAUAGCAGGUUAUUUUGCAGGACUGCGGUAUGUAUAAUUUGAUUAUUUGGUUAUCUCUGCUGGGAUUACCUCAUUGGGCGUUGGGAUAGCCCAUUGGUUAUAACAUAAUCUUCCUCUAACUGAGCAUGCGUGUCACCUUAAAAAUUUCCGAAUAUUUUAUUGUGCAUACCUCUGUGACAGUAGGUCCAUGCUGUUGGAAAAGAGCAGAACAUAACCAUCAGCCUAAAUGGUAAACAACUCACAUUUAUAUGUUUAUUCUAACUAGAUGUGAUAGACUCAGCCACUAUAAGGGCUAUUUAAAUGCAUAAUUUGAUAAAUGACCUAGAUGCAUGCUAAUUAUUUUCUUAUAUCGACAGAAUGACCUAUAGCAGCCCAAUUUUUUUUUCUUGCAGCAAAGCUGAGUAAUUUUAUUAGUCUAUGUUGUCUGGCCUGUAGCCCACAGUAUGCUUGGCUGGCUUAGGCCGCUACAGCUAUAGACAAGUUUGUGGACAUGAAGUUAACUCAUUAGUGACCAGACAAAAGUGAAAUCUUAAUAUCCCUUAAUCAACUAAAAACAUACCAUGAUACAUUUAUUAAAUACAAGUGUGCAGGGUUGCGCUCUCUGUAUUUACAUUUUAAAUAGACAGAAAAUGAUCAAUGUAUCCCAGUGGCACCGUUUCAUGAAUGUUACUGUGAUUCACUGUUUUGCUCAAGUGGACAAUGUGCUGACUGAACUUGCAGGUUUUGCUGCUGUUUUACGUUGCAUAUCAUAUGUCUGACCCCUUGAUUUAAUAUGAAGAUGAACAGUUGUUCUCUGUGUGCUGAAUGGGUUGCAUUCUCCAUGUUACUCCUCUCAGUUUUCUGACAUUCUGUGUCGCUCACAAAGGCUCAGGUUCUGGUCUGCAUUCAUACCAUGAUCCAGCAGAUUUCAUACGUUCUCAGAAUAAAACAAGGUACCAUUUUGGCUCAUAUUAGUCUCUGUAAUACUGCUUAUGCAUGUAGCAUGUGCAUCCACUUAUUUUCCAAAUGCUUGGGGUUUAGACAAAGCAAAUAUUGACCUUAUGCGGUGUGUUUUCAAAUACAUGUAGCCUGUAUCGGGUGUUAUUUUAGAUUUUUUGUGCAUGUGUGGGCACGAAUAACGACUUGGAUUUUAUCACUGUAGUGCUAAACAUGACAAAUGACUGUUUAACUUGCAAUUUGCAAUCUCAGAAUGUAAUUAUUUUGUCGCUUUGCUGUUGGGCACAUUUUUGUGCUGUGUAGGUGUUCGUUUUUUGUUUGUGAUAGGAAAAAUGUUUCAUCAUUCCUCAUUUGCUUCGUAUUGCACAACACAGGGUCAUAACUACAUACAGUACAAUAACACCUGCACGUAUCAUAGUAUAUAUAUUUCAUAGAAUAUGUGGUCAGCUGGGUCUGGAGGGAGUGUGGCACAUGGAGUCUGCCUUCAUAUGGCGGAUGGUGAGGGCUAAUUGACUCCUUGCUGUGAUUUACUGGAGCAUCUGUAUCCAAAUGGACUCAUCCCAAACCUGUUAAUUCAUCUAAAUUUCAUAAAGUCAUGGCAAGACUGUGCACUGCCAUCCCUCAUCAAUUAUAAUAUCUCAGGACACUCCACACUAAUGCAUGCAGUUGUUUAAACAUACACACACAAAUACACACACAGGGCAUUCUUGUAGUACAGGAAAACACCACAUCACACAGACACACAUGAAUUUGGAUGCUUGAAAUUAUUUUGUGCUUCUUCUCAUUUUCUUCUUUUUUAUUUUUUUUUGUCCAUCGUCUUGUGUUACAUUGACAUUCAUCAUCAUCACCUGGUAGUUCUUAUACAGACCGGAUAUUUUAUUAUAGAAAAACAUCCUUAUUUAAGUAUAUAUUUAUAAAUGGGAGUGUAUACGUUUACAGCCUCAUUGUGAAUACUCUUCCCAAAAAGGCUUAUUAUUAUAAAAGAAUCCCGCUCAUCGCCAUCUCAGGUUAAAAAAUUAAACUUGCUGAAUUUUCAGUCCAGUCUGCAACAUGGCAUUAUAUUGUGAUUCUGCUCUUUUCACUGGCGUUGGACUAGUGUUCCAUUUUAUCCCCCGCAUUGUGCCUUUGGAAUUUCAUUUUGUGCAUAUUCACUGUAUUAGGACUGACUUGGACCUUAUGGGUGUACAGUGUGUUCCCUGACAUGCGUGUUUUGAUUGUUUGGAGUGAUAUUUUGUGUGCAGCAGUCACAAGGAUUUUGUCUGGCAUGUCAAACAACCAACAGAAAUGACCAGACUCACAAUGCUGCAGGGCUGGAAGAGAUUUCACAUGUCAGAGUGCUACAAGUGCUCACAAUGUAGAUAUUUAAAGUGAAGUUCAUGUGUGGUUUCCAGAUUUAAAAAUGCUGCAUUGUCAUGGAUUUGGCGUGUUUUAAUAAAUAGCUCUGGGGAGCUUUAAUAGUGGCAUACUACUCAGCUGAAUAACAUGUUUACUCAUCUUUACCAUUAUGCUUUUGAUUAUUUUAUUUUUUUUAUUGCUGGAAGGUAACCUCUCCACCCCAGCAUUAAUCCAAUGAAUUUAACAUUUUGUGAAAUUUAUUUAGGACAUUUUAAACAUCUAAAUUUACUAAUUAAAAUCCUUAAUAGCUAUUUAGUUGAUCAUGUUCUUAGUACAGAGAAAUGCUUGAUAAUUUGUAAAUUGCUUAUUAGGCCAAACUAUUUAAGUCAUGAGCACAUUAUAGGUCAUUGCAACAUUUAAGCAAAUCUUAUUAGUAUUUAUUAAGCUUUUAGAGUAUAUAAAAAAAACUGUAUUUUGCAGCUAUCAAAUAAGCUUAUAAUGCACUGCUGUGACUUUCUUACUGAAGGUGCAGCGCUUCUAUUCCUCUUUUUUGUUUUGCCUUUUUUUUUGGCUGUAAAUAAGGACCUGGGAUCAUAUGGGGCGCAGCUCUGUCAGUCCUUUAUGCUAUCUGAAUGACAGAUUGGAAACUUUCGGUUUAUUGGCCUUCAACUCUCAAUCAUUUUGGGAAAUGCAUCAGGUUAAAGGUUGACAAACAUGAGCGUCCAUUACAAUCAUGACGGAAUUAGGCCAUUUCUGGGCCUGUCUACUAUUUUGCAGCACUUAAUGUCAAGUGGGCCCCUUUGCUUUGUCUCUGCCUAGGACCCACUGCAGCUGACGUCAGCAUUACAAUGUGGAAAAGGAUUUUUUUUUAAUGUUUUUUUUUUUGUGGAAAAAGUUUAAAAUUCUGUCAGCUACAGUUUUUGGAAAUAAAGGGGAGGGAGUUUUCACCUUAAACCUAUAAGCUGCAUUCCGGAGGCUACGAGACACCUUGUAGAUUUAAAAUAAAAGUAGCAGAUAAAAGAAUUUGGCUGAACUGGUCAAAGUAACGAGAGACAGAGAGAGAGAGAGAAAAGUGCGUUGAUAGAGGCAGAGCCAAGUCAAAGAGAAAUCAGAGGUGGAAGCUGCUGUCCUCACAGCACCCCAAAGUAAAAAAAAAGUUUAUCAGAGUUUCCCAGGAACAGUGGAGCCCAUCCACUGCUGCUUGUCACGUUUCAUAAUUUACAUUUUACGUAACCAAUUAUUUUAUUUUUUUACAUUCGUGCCAACGUGCAUGGGACACUUUUGAAGCUUAUUAAUUUAUUAGGCUUAAUGAGAACGCCUUUAUGUAUAGAAGUCUUUAACAUUUGGCUCAAAGGUAAAAUAGUACAUCCUGUUCUGUUCUGCUGGAAAAUGUCUAAGUUUUAUUCCCCUGAUGAGCUGAUUAUGAAAUUUCCACCUCCUCGCCAUGUAGGACUACUUGUUGCUGUAUCAAAGUUUUAUUUUUUCUGAGGACAUGAAGCCAACAAAUAACUGAAUCGUUAUAAAAAUGCAUCGAGUACAAAUGUGACGCAAUACUCCAUGAAAGCUCAGUAACCUGAAUAUUACAUCAAAAAAUGUGCUUUAAACUUUGUGCUCAUGCAAAUUAAUAAUGUGCAAAGACGUUGUUGGUAUUUAUUAUUAUUUUAAAUCACUGAUUUAAUUGUUAAACUUAGUUUUCUGUGACUUUUCACAGUUUUCAAACGUGGCAUUCUUCUCAAAAUGCUAGUCUUGACAAUAAUUGGCCUGGACACGCAGGGACCGGUCUCUCUAUUAUUCCUGCAAGCCAGGAGCGGGACAUUUGCUUUGGCCAGAUUGCAGUGAAAUAAAAGACGCUGGGCUACAGACUGCGAUUGUGUUGUGUUUUGCUCAUGUCUGCCUUUAAUCACUUGACUUCUACCACACGAUCAGUAUUACGCAUUAACUUGUACAUUUUGUUCCCCUAUGCAGAGAUUUAGAGAAGGGGUCUUAUGAGAAGGCGCCUGAAGUUAAAGAGGCAGCAAUAUUUGGGAGUAUCGCGGCACAUUUCAAAGCAUUUUCUCUGCGAUAUUUGAAAACGGAGUCGUGCAGUGAACGCCUGCGUGUCCCUUUUAAAACAAACCCAGCGCCUGUCAAUCACGGCGCAUUCCAACCAAUCCCAAAGCUCCCUUUUUAAAAGCAGGUUUGCCUGCUGUGCUUUUAUAUUGCACCAUGGCCUGUUUCGAAGCAUUUUUACUACCACGGUUAUUGCCACAAAUCAAGAGGGCAAAGUGAACGGCAUGGGACUCACACCAACUUUAACGAAAUUGAGUCUGGUUCCUACUUCUGCGAAGUUCACGGCCAAGAAUUUCACAUGCAGAUGAUAUACAACAAGGAAAAUGGGAAACAGAAUUUCUAGGUGUAUCCAGAGUGCUGAAUCGGUUUGAUUUUGCAAACUCAUAGCCAAACUCACAACAAAACAUGACAAGCCUUUCGAGGUUUAGUGGCUGCCCUCUCUCUUGCGUCAACCCCGGGGAGAGCAAUACUGAACCCAGCGUGGUGCUGCCACCUUUGGCAGGAGAGCACAUGGGACACCCCACUGGCAGUUCCUUAAAACUCUGCCCCUCGCACAAUUUGCGAGACUACCCUGAGACGAGGUCCAGUGCAUAUGUUGACCAUUCGGUUCCCAAUUUUUCCGACUCUGGAUACCCCAGCCACCGUUUAGAGCACAGCCCUAGGGGCAUUAUCAUUGGAGCCAAUCUUUCUGGAGCCGGCAUGCCACCCGUCACUGAUCAACUGGCAUCAAGAGCUAACCAACAUGGCGGGAUUGGAAGGUAUCGUGACUUCCCUGGCUGCAGAGACAACAGAAGCCAUACUUUUUUCACGAGUUAUCAGGAGCAGGCCCACGCCUCCACCGACGCGUCCCGAGAGCUCGGCAGCCAGAUGAUGCUGGGUCUACCUGGCGACCUCCUCACCCGGACUCACCCCUAUGGCCAAGCCAUCAGCCCCAAGGGAAACGGCCAGCAGCUUGUCACACAGUUCCUGGGUCUGUACAAACCCCUGAACAUGGCGAUUCAGCGUGGAGGAGGCGACGCUUUCCUCAGGUGCUCUAAGCAAACAGUGAAGCAUGAGCUGGUGUGCAAGUGGAGUGACGGCCAAGAGGGGGCUGGGAAGCUGCCUUGCUCCAGAGCCUUCGGGACCAUGUAUGAACUUGUCACCCAUGUGACAGUGGAGCAUGUCGGAGGACCCGAGCACUCUGAAUAUGUGUGUCAUUGGGAGAAUUGUGCGAGAGACAGGAAGCCUUUCAAAGCCAAAUACAAGCUGGUGAACCACGUCAGAGUCCACACAGGGGAAAAGCCCUUUCCCUGCCCAUUUCACGGCUGUGAGAAAGUUUUUGCAAGAUCAGAAAAUCUAAAGAUCCACAAGAGGACUCACACAGGUGAAAAGCCUUUUAAAUGUGAGUUCGAGGGCUGCAACCGGAGGUUUGCGAACAGCAGCGACAGAAAGAAGCAUUCUCAUGUGCACUCCAGUGAUAAACCCUACAUGUGCAAGGUCAGGGGUUGCGACAAGUGCUACACCCACCCGAGCUCCCUGCGAAAGCAUAUGAAGCUCCACUGCAACAAGACCCACGUCGCCAAAGGCGGCGGCGGCGGCGACGCGCGUCCCGGUGACGGGGGUCACAUCGCGGAGGGCAGGUCAGUCCGAGUCUCGGAUGGAACCCAGAUCAGCCCCCCUCAUCCGCCCACCUCCACGCAAGAUGUAACCCUGUCCCCAGAGAGUCGAGACGAGUCGACCCCGAGGUCACGUUUCCAUCACACGUUUGACAGCAGUUUGGACUACUCCACACACAGGUCACAGCCCCUCUUGGACCCUUUGUUGCUGCAGAGAGGCAGCUACAGGUCCCAGUCCUCCCAGUACCCCUGCGGCCAGACAGGUCACACUUUUGCCCAGAGCUCAAGGACUUUCUCCUCCGCCUCUCCCUUUCAGAAAAGUAUUGUCAAUGGAUGGUACACAUGCCACAGCGGCGUGGACUCUUUCCCACCAAAGCAAUGCAAUAACAUCCCGUCUCUCUGAGUUCUUGUUGGCACACAUCUAACAAUUUGUGGGCCUCGUUUUCUUCUCAUGUUGUAGCCUAAAACUUACAUCUGUAUCGCUAUUAUUCAAUGUACUUUUGUGAAUGUUCUAUCCGAUAUUUUGUGAGACGUCCUCAGUCAUCGUAUUUAAUCUUGCAUUGCGAAAUGUGGCGAGCUUUAUUUGUUGUUGUGAGGCCUUGUUUGGUUGGGGUUGGCCUGUAGCCUUUACAUCGCCCCAUAAUGGCUUAUAGGAACAGUUGCAAAGUGUUUAUGCGUAAUUGUGCGCCGUGUUGCAUAAUUAUUAAAGAUAUCUAUCUUAAGCGAGACAAAAAAAAUGACGAAGGAUUUUUUUUUUUUUAAAUGGAAAUCUGCGUGUUGACUUUUCUGAACUUAGAAUCUAUUGCUGGAAAGUAAAAGGAAACGUCUUGCUGAAUGUAGCCCUGACUGUAGGGGUCUUUGUUGAAUGUAAACUAGGUGUAAUGUAUGUCGGGAUGAAUAGAAAUAUUAUUCAUGACUUAUGUAUGUCGCAAGAUGAAAUAAAUAUCUGAAAGAUCUUUCCUCAAGUAAAGAUUUUGAGAUCUAACAAAACUGCGUGAUGGGCCUGGAGCAUGAUUUGUCUGUAAUUAAUAUACCGUGCGGCUCAGUUUCUUUUUUUUUUUCCUGCUCUUGAUUAACUUCCACUUUUUGGCCCCUUUUUCAUUCCACAUUCGUACUUUGUAUUAUAUGUAUAUUUCACAUUUCUGUGCGAAGUAAGACCAGUGUGAAUAUAAACCACAGUGUUCGUGUUACUGUUAAAACGUUUAAUUAGCAUACAGUUCUACUGUACAUAUGCCUACUGUAUAAUUAAUUAUGUAUCCUAUAUUUUAUUAAAGUGUCUAUAUUCUCUUUGA